This is a messenger RNA of Candidula unifasciata, 1914 nucleotides long. NCBI's taxonomy places the organism in Eukaryota, Metazoa, Mollusca, Gastropoda, Stylommatophora, Geomitridae. The record is from the annotation of a GenBank genome assembly.
GUAAAAAAAUCUUUGAAGGAUAUUACAAGGGCCAUCCACAUGAGACCUGACAUGCAUCAUUACUACAGUUACAGGGGUCAGUAUUUACUGGAACUUGGUAACCAUGACCUGGCAGCUUUUUGUGUGCAUCACUCCGCACAAAUGAGUUUGGAUAACUCCUCUGAUGCUUUUGGAGAAUCGCCUACCCAGCAGGCAGUGGUGCAGACUUUCCUGAAAAAUUAUGAUAAGGCUAUUGAGGUCCUGAACCUGGCAACCAGAACAAAGCCAAUUGCUCCUUAUUUCAUGCUUCUGGCAAGAACUCACAUGAAGGCCAUGCAGUUUCAAGAAGCAGUCAACAGUUUUAAAGCAGCACUUGACAAAAUGAAACCCUGGCAGGCAGGGGAGUCGUGGCCACCAGAGACAGCCGAUGCCCAUUACCUAACUGGUUUGUGCUACAUGGAGCUAGGCAGCUACAGUGAAGCUCUUCAGCAUUUCAACCUGGCCAUCAAAUUUAAUCCAUCAUGUGCUGAUGCUUACUUCCAGCGAGGUCUGGCUUGUGUCAGGUUGCACAAUAUGAAGGGAAUACUUGACUUCAACAGAGCAUUGGUACUGGACCCCAAGAUGUUUCAGGCAUAUCUCAGCAGAGCUUGCUAUUAUGGAAUGAAAAGGAAAUACGCCAAGGCCAUCUUGAAUUGUAAUGAGGCCAUCAAACUGCAACCUGAGAGUUUAAGAGCUUACCUUUAUAGGGGAUCCCUAAAAUAUCAUAUCAAAGCAUAUGAGCUGGCCCUACUGGAUUUAACCAAAGCUGCAUCUAUUGACUCUCAGUGUGCUUUACCUUAUUUCAAUCGAGCAGUUUGCUACCACGAGACUGGGCAGUUUGACAGAGCUUUGACUGAUUACAGUAUUGUUUUGAUGCUUGGAGGCAUGCUUGAGUUGAAGGUGCUGAUAAACCGGGCAUUGCUGUAUUUUGAAAGACAAGACUACAUGAAUGCCUUGUUUGACUUGCAAGCUGCUGCCAAACUCAGCCCUCAAGAUCAUAGAGUUCUCCACACUCUUGGCCUUUGUUUCCAUAAGCUGAACCAAUUGCGUAAGGCUGUAGCAGUUUUCACCAGAUGCCUGGAGCUAAAGCCCUUUUUCCUUGAUGGAUUCAUUGCCAGAGGAAAUCGGGAUUAUCAGCGAGUACUGCAUCUUGAUCCUAUGUGUUUGCCAGCACGUGUCAACUUGGCAUAUGCAAUGCAAGUGUCUGGCAAAAUGAUGCAAGCCUGGAAGCAUUUCACUUCUGUUAUUGAAGUCAGGCCAGGCUAUAAACCUGCACUGGAAGGCAGAGCAAUAGUAAACCUUCAGAUGAGUAACAUGUUCGGGGCUUUCCAGGAUAUCAGUCAGUCAGUCAACUAUGGACCAACUGCUGAACUGCUGACAAACAGGGGAGUCAUUAGCCAGUUCAUGGGAGACAUAUCUAUGGCCAUGCAAGAUUACCAGAGAGCCAUCAAGCUAGACCCUACCUACUCACUGGCCUACUUUAAUGCUGGAAAUGUCUACUUUUAUCACAGACAUUUUAAACAGGCCUUGGAUUAUUACACAAAGGCUGUAAAAUACAACCCAAAGGAUGAAUCUGCUUUUCUCAAUCGUGCCAUUACUAAGGUACUGCUGCAUGACACCAAAGGAGCUUUGAAAGAUUUUGCUGUGGCUGUGAAGCUUAGCCCACUCUCUGCCCACAUCUAUUUCAAUAGGGCCAACUUGUAUGCUUCUCUUCAACAGUAUGACAAAGCAGAACAGGAAUAUACCAGAGCUCUGGAGCUUAAACCAGAUGAUGCUUUAAUGUUAAAGAAAAGAGCGGAUGUCAGGGGCAAACUUGGAAAACAAGCAGAUGCCAUAGAAGAUUAUAAAAGAGCUGUGGAUAUUCAGACAAGACCCCAUAAAUUAAUUAAAGCAUAA